Molecule: messenger RNA, 1271 nt
Organism: Clarias gariepinus (North African catfish)
Lineage: Eukaryota; Metazoa; Chordata; Actinopteri; Siluriformes; Clariidae
Gene: aplnr2
Product: apelin receptor 2
Exons: 1
Coding region: 36-1271 (411 amino acids)
Biological process (GO): immune response; G protein-coupled receptor signaling pathway
Cellular component (GO): membrane
Molecular function (GO): G protein-coupled receptor activity
Source: RefSeq, a predicted model, not a curated record
UUAUUCGUUCCAGUGCUGGUUGGUGUUUCUUCUCCAUGUCGGAGUUGGAUUGGCCCCUUGCUUCACCCUCUCCCCUUCCCCAGUGUAACUAUGAAGAAUGGAGUGCCACUCGAGUGCUGAUUCCAGCUAUCUACCUCCUAGUCUUCGUUAUCGGUACGUUUGGAAAUGCCUUCGUCCUCAGCACAUACCUGAACUGCAGUGGAGGAUGGCUUUGGAGGAAUAGGAGCAACAACAAAGCUGAACCUUCCUGCAGACCUUCCUCCUCUUCACGUUCUGUAACAGAGUCUCUGAUUGUCAGUUUGGCCCUGGCUGAUCUUGCUUUUGUCACUACUCUGCCUUUGUGGGCAGCCUAUACGGCAUUGAACUAUCAUUGGCCAUUCGGCAGGUUCCUUUGUCGAGCGAGCAGCUACCUGGUGGCACUGAACAUGUACGCCAGUGUCUUUUCUCUAGCUGGACUCAGUGUUGAGCGCUACUGUGUGAUCAAACGGCGUAGUCCCAGCAAGACCGUAGUGCCACUUAGAGCUCGGUACGUUGUAGGGUGUGUGUGGAUGGCAGCCUGCAUCCUCGCACUUCCCGCUCUGUUUCUACGAACUGUCCGAGAGGUGGAUAGACAUUCUGAUUGGUUGGAUGAUGGCGAACAUAACAAUAGUAGUGGACUGCAGUGCUUGUGUGACAUGGACUAUUCUAUUUUGGUCUCAACAGACCUCGAUCCGGCAUCACGUGAGCAAGCCGAAGUGAUGUGGUCGGCACUGCUAGGUUUGAAGUCUACUGUCCUGGGAUUCCUGCUCCCACUUAUUGUACUGCUUCUUUGCUACUGCUCGCUGGCGCAGUUCUUGUCUCGACAUUUUCGUCUCGGACCUCAUCCGGAUCGACAGCGCCAACGCAAGCUCCUGCGUGUUGUUAUUUCCCUCGUGCUAGCCUUCUUUCUCUGUUGGCUGCCGUUCCAUGCCAAUAAAACCCUGUCAGAUUUGGUCGAACUUGACAUUUUGCCCUAUUCCUGCAGCUUUGACCGCUGGCUGGUUGCCAUCCACCCUUACGCAAUAUGCCUUGCAUACAUGAACAGCUGCCUGAACCCUCUGCUCUAUGCCUGCUGUGACCCAGCCUUCCGACAGCGAUGCAAACGUGCCGUCUGGAGGAGACGCGAGGGAGAAACGGACGACGCAGAAGACAGAGAGACAGGAACAAAGAAUGAGCUGGAAGAGGAUAAAAUAGUAAGAGAUGCAGGACAUAGAUCCAAACCAGGAACAGAAUACUUUAACUGCAACAUCUAG